AUGCGUGAAAAUACAACGAAAUAUCGUAACGUACACUACAAAUCGGACACCGAAUACGUGUACCACGUAGCAAAAACGUUGUUGAUGGUGAUCGGAAUCUGGCCUAAAGAGGAUACGUUCUCGAAUAACAUUAAAAUGUACAUCCAAGCGGCAAUCGUCUUUUUCCUCAUGUGUUUCCUAUUGAUACCGCAUGUGAUUUACACGUACUUCGACUGCGAAAACUUGACCAAGUACAUGAAAGUGAUCGCCGCGCAGGUUUUUAGCCUUUUGGCGAUCAUCAAGUUUUGGACGGUGAUUAUCAAGAGAAAGGAAAUCCGAGUUUGCUUGAACGAGAUCGAAGUACAGUACAGGGACGUGGAAUGCGAGGAGGAUCGGCUGAUAAUGACGAAUUGUGCAAAGAUCGGCCGAUUUUUCACCACGGUGUACUUGGGGCUUACUUACUCCGGUGCUCUUCCCUAUCACCUUAUUUUACCUCUGAUAUCGGAGAGAAUCGUGAAAGAGGAUAACACCACUCAGAUACCUCUGCCUUACUUGAGCGACUACGUUUUCUUCGUGAUCGAGGACUCGCCGAUCUACGAGAUGACGUUCGUCUUGCAAAUGUUCAUCAGUACCAUUAUACUGUCUACGAAUUGUGGCAUCUAUAGCUUGAUCCCGUCUAUCACGAUGCACGGCUGCAGCCUAUUCCAGGUGACCAAUAGAAGAAUCGAGGCGCUUUGUAAAUGGAAUGAACAGGAUUUACGUGACCGCGUUGUCGAUAUCGUUCAGUACCACCUGAGAGCAAUUGAAUACUCUGCGUUGAUUGGGAAAUGCCUUAGCUUCGUAUUUCUAUCGGAGAUGGUCGGCUGUACCAUUAUAGUAUGCUUUCUAGAAUUCGGUGUGAUUAUGGAACUGGAAGAUCAGAAAACGUUGAGCAUGUUAACAUAUUUUAUACUAGUGACAUCGAUCUUCGUAAAUGUGUUUAUAAUAUCGUUCAUCGGCGAUCGUCUCAGACAAGAGAGCGAAAGAAUAGCAGAAACGUCGUACUUUUUACCAUGGUACGAUUUUCCAGAGGACGUAGCGAAGAAUGUAAAGACGAUCAUUCUCAGAACUUAUCUACCGUCGUGUUUGUCUGGCGCUAAGAUAUUGAAUCUCUCGCUGCAAGCAUUUUGCGACGUCUGUAAAACUUCAGCAGCUUAUUUCAAUUUUCUACGAGCAAUGACAACAUGAGGAUCCCGCAAAUUUCAAAAUUCCAAAGGUGUUUAACAACGUGUCCGUAAAUAAUCGAAUUAAAUAUAAAUCUUAACAUAGUGCACACAAAAAUGUUUCAAGAGGG
Messenger RNA from Frieseomelitta varia, 1312 nucleotides. RefSeq names its product putative odorant receptor 92a. The record is from RefSeq and is a predicted model, not a curated record. NCBI's taxonomy places the organism in Eukaryota, Metazoa, Arthropoda, Insecta, Hymenoptera, Apidae. Gene Ontology annotation, molecular function: odorant binding; olfactory receptor activity. The transcript has 5 exons. Bases 1 to 1206 code for a protein of 401 amino acids. Gene Ontology annotation, cellular component: plasma membrane. Gene Ontology annotation, biological process: sensory perception of smell; detection of chemical stimulus involved in sensory perception of smell.